Messenger RNA from Rhododendron vialii, 1412 nucleotides. RefSeq lists its product as uncharacterized. Lineage: Eukaryota; Viridiplantae; Streptophyta; Magnoliopsida; Ericales; Ericaceae. The coding region runs from base 304 to 1101 and encodes 265 amino acids. Gene Ontology annotation, molecular function: ubiquitin binding. The transcript is spliced from 5 exons. The record is from RefSeq and is a predicted model, not a curated record.
GCAUUACCAUCACGUCAAUCACCACUAUAAAAAGGAGAAACGAAGCCACCGCUUCGGAAGAAAUGAGGAAAGGCGUCGCGUCUGAGAAAAAGCUUCGAAUCUUCCGUUGAACAACCCCGAUCGAAACGAAAAACCCCAAACACAACACGAAACCACGAAAACCGUAACCCUAGCCCUGAUUAUCUGAUCGGUGAAUCCUCCAGGAACAGUUGUUGAAUCUAAUCGAAUCGAAUAGACUGCAGAAUCGGAGGAAUAUACAACGAAGUUUAGCGACGGAAGAGAGGAUAGGGAGAGAAUUGAACAAUGUCUGCAGUUGUGUGCGGCAAGAGAUCUUUCUUCGAAGACCUCCCUUCUUCGCCGCAAUCGGGAUCGUCGCCUCCUCUUUCGAAGAGGCUCCGGUGCUCUUCUUCCACCUCUCCGGUUCGAUUCUCGCCCCCGGCUCCGCUCGAUCAGCUUCGAGCUCUCUUCCCCAACAUGGACCACCAGCUUCUUGAGAGAGCUCUAGAUGAGUGUGGCAAUGAUUUAGAUGCUGCUAUCAAGAGCCUGCAUGAGCUUUCUCUUAAAUUCGCCGAGGGAAACUCAGAGACUGCUGAGGAAUCAAAUUCAAACAUGGGGAAAGGUACAGCAACCACUGAUGGAGAUACAGCUCCUCCAGCGAAUCUUUCAGCCCAGGACAAUGUUCCACUGAAUGGUGCAGAAUGGGUGGAAUUGUUUGUGACAGAAAUGACGAGUGCUACUAGCAUAGAUGAUGCUAGAUCUCGUGCCACAAGAGUCUUGGAAAGUUUAGAGAAGUCUAUUACUGUACGUGUUGGUGUUGAGGCGACACAAAGUUAUCACAAGGAGAAUGUGAUGCUCAGGGAACAAAUUGAAGUACUGCUCCGGGAGAACACCAUUCUUAAGCGUGCUGUGGCUAUCCAGCAUGAACGUCAGAAGGAGUACGACGAUAGGAACCAAGAGGUGCAACAUUUGAAGCAGUUGGUAUCUCAAUAUCAGGAGCAACUGAGAACACUUGAGGUGAACAAUUACGCGCUUACAAUCCAUUUGCAGCAAGCUCAGCAAAGCAACUCGAUCCCUGGACGCUUCAACCCCGAUGUCUUCUAAUAAGUAUCAUGAAUAUAACUGUGAAGCCACAACAAAACAAGUUUGGUUAAGGAUCGAGUUUCGUUUUGAAUGGUUGCUACAAGAUUGUAACUAGGGUUGUUAAGUUACGAUGUGUAUGCUUCGGCCCUCGAUCUACCUAUUUCACAGACUUGAUGGGUUGUUAUCAAGUAGGUUAGACCUCGAUUGUUGUUAUGGUUAAUCAGAAAAAUAGUCUUUUAAGGAGUAUAUAUGUAUAAUGUAUGUCAAGGCAUCAGUGCCCUCAUUUCUUAUCAUUUCUUAGCAAUGUCAUUCUUCGGUUGGCUACGAGAAAA